ACAGACGAAUCAACAUUUUCAUCGUUCAUCGUAACCGCCUUUUCUUUCGUGUCCAAUCACGCAGCAUUUUUUUUUCCCAGCCGCCCACGGAAUUCUACUGACCGGCACUGCAUGCACUGGUGUAUAAAUACUGGACCGUCCAUAAUUCAGGCGCUAUGAUCGCAUCCUCAUGGAUCAGCAAAGCUGUGAAUCUGAUGGCUCCAUGUUCUCUUCCUCUUCCGAUCUCACAGACGAUGCGCUUUCAACGGAAGGGCCUCUGUUCGAGUUGUCAGCUACUCUCAUGGCUGUGCUCCCUAUCAAAAGAGGGCUGUCGAAGUACUUCCAGGGGAAGUCCCAAUCUUUCGCAUCUCUAUCUCGAGCCACGUGCAUAGAGGAUCUGGCAAAGAAAGAGGCUCCGGCUUGGAAUAACAAGAAGGGUAUGAAAGCAUGGAAGAUCAGUGGAGGUGGCUUCACGCCUGGUCCCUGCAGCAGGACUAUAACAAAGAAGUCUUCGAGGGGCUCUUGUGCCUCUUCGGCGGCAAGGAGAGGCAGGCAUUAGCCUUUUUUUGUGGCCGUAAACCUCCCGCGUUACCUAGGAGUGAGAAUCUGAGUCUAAUUUUUGUAUGUUGUAGGGAUUAGGAUCAGAAACUGCUCUUUGCAUUAUGUGAGAGGGAGGUGAAUUGGACAAAAGUGGCCCAGUUUGAUCUAUUCUAAUACCUAGAUACUGAGAAUGAUCGGCUUAAAUCUUGUCGGAAUUGACUAGUGAAUGUGGAUAAUAUUUUAU
This is a messenger RNA of Zingiber officinale, 763 nucleotides long. RefSeq lists its product as uncharacterized. Lineage: Eukaryota; Viridiplantae; Streptophyta; Magnoliopsida; Zingiberales; Zingiberaceae. The transcript has 2 exons. The record is from RefSeq and is a predicted model, not a curated record. Bases 170 to 538 code for a protein of 122 amino acids.